AUGAAUUCAGAAGGAUUUGUUAGCCUUAUGAUGGAAAAAGAUGAUUCUUAUUAAUUUUAACCUACUGAAAAUAAAUUUAAAAUAAAUAAUGACGAUGAUUUUUAUAGAUAAUUAAGUUAAGAGUUUUAUGGUCAAUAAAAUUCAUCCUACUUUAAAAAAAACAUAAACCAAAUAAAAACAAUCGACGCCCUGAAAUAUAAAUCAAGGCCUCCAUUCUAAACAAGUGAAUCUUAAAAAUCCCAGUAUUCGUUUACUAAUCAUUAAUAAUCAUAAUAAAUAAUACAAUAAGUAAAAUAAAUAUUUAUAAUCAUUUUAGAAGAUCUAUAAAUUAUUUACUAAAUAAACUCCAUUUCAAUAGACUUUGAAUAAAUAGCUUGACAAAUCAACAUACAAAGCUAGAAAUCUCUAAGACAUAUCUCCUUAAUUUACUUUUAAACUCAAUAUCUCAAACUCUUCCAAGAACUUACUGUAACAGCAAUCUCCCCAAAUUAGCUACCGAUCUAAGUUCAAUGAUGAAGAUUACUAAGGUUUCUAAUAAUAAAGUUCUCAUAGAAAUACCUUGAAUAGUUGUGAUAAAACUUUUAAAAAGUAAGAUAAAGUAUCUGACAUCUAUUAUCCUUUAAAAUUAAAUCCAUAUAAAGGUAAAGAGAUUGGAAAUUUGUUUCAGUUAUCAUUUAGAAGUAAACAAUGA
Molecule: messenger RNA, 691 nt
Organism: Paramecium octaurelia
Lineage: Eukaryota; Ciliophora; Oligohymenophorea; Peniculida; Parameciidae
Source: the annotation of a GenBank genome assembly